Molecule: messenger RNA, 951 nt
Organism: Tuber melanosporum (Perigord truffle)
Lineage: Eukaryota; Fungi; Ascomycota; Pezizomycetes; Pezizales; Tuberaceae
Exons: 6
Coding region: 94-909 (271 amino acids)
Biological process (GO): RNA metabolic process
Cellular component (GO): nucleus; cytoplasm
Molecular function (GO): single-stranded DNA binding; RNA binding; sequence-specific DNA binding
Source: RefSeq, a predicted model, not a curated record
ACCAAACACAACAAACACACCCAACAAGUUUCACUCUACUACCCCACCACACAAGCAGUUAACAGUUAUCCAUAGGAUAUCACACCCACAAUCAUGUCUUCUGAUAAUAUCUACGCCAUGGUCGAUCCGGAAAUCUUCGCAGCGGUUCAAGAACAGAUUGAGAAGGAUAGUCAGGUUAAAGAAGACAUCCGCGAGGCGCUGAAGAUAAUUGAUAAAGAAGUCCGAUUAACUACUUCCAUCCUUUCAAGAGUCCACAUCGUCCCCCCGGAGCACGGCAAUUCCUCCCCCCCCCUCCACCCGUAUGCAAGCUACGCGCAAUCACUAACGGGCAAAAGUCAUCGAACUAACCACCACCGCCGACGAAGGCUUCAAGCGCCUCCGCCACGGCAUUCAAGGCCUCGUCGACAUCGUCAAGGAUUAUCCCUACUACAAAACGUGACGUUCCUGGUGCUAUUCCGGGGCUGGCUGCAGCGCAGCUAUGCCCCUGGGAACGCAGAGAAUAGCCUCUUGACGAUCGAGGAGGUUGGGGGUGUUCUAGGAAUUCCGGUGAACUUGAAGGUGGAGGACAAGUUUCAUCUAACCAUUGAAGAGUAUUUGCAUGCUGUGCUUGGCCUUGUCGAGGAAUUGACUCGUCUUACUACCAACGCUGUUACUCAACGUGACUUCUUGCGUCCCCAGAUGAUUAACAGAUUUAUCAAGGACAUUCAUUCUUCAUUUCAGGUCUUGAAUUUGAAGAACGAUUCGCUCAGGAGGAGGGGAGAUGGGUUGAAGUAUAAUGUCAAGAAAGUUGAGGAGGUCAACUACGACCUUAUUCUGAGGAACCUAAUUCCUACAGGCACUGAUGAGGGGGCCGAGAAAAAGGAGGAUGCCAAGGAGGAUGUCAAGGGGUCUUCGGAGCAGCAGGGGUAGUGCAGUGUUAGUAUUGAUUUUCAUAGCAAAAAAAAUCCAUUG